Vitis riparia (riverbank grape) is the source of this 2269-nucleotide messenger RNA. RefSeq names its product serine/arginine repetitive matrix protein 1. The record is from RefSeq and is a predicted model, not a curated record. Lineage: Eukaryota; Viridiplantae; Streptophyta; Magnoliopsida; Vitales; Vitaceae.
GCUUUUUAAAGCUUUCAGAAAUGUGCCAUCAUUUUGCUUCAUUUGACACCGUAGUAUCCAUGUCUUCGUCCUCAGCUUAACUUCACGCACUCUCUCUCUAACGCCAGACCCAAACAGGCUAAACCCAUGGAAGGAGAUGGAGACUCGCCAUCCUUCUGGCCAUCACCGCCACCGUCCACCUCCAUAUACCAUCGUCGGCGGUCUUCUCCUCUCCUCAACCCCGCCGUCUUGAUCAUUCUCCUGCCCAUUUUGGCCAUGAUUGUUGUUUUCUUUGCGGUGCCUUCGUUUCUCAACUUCACUUCUCAGUUUCUGAGACCCAACUCCGUGAGGAAGAGCUGGGACUCGCUCAAUGUUCUCCUUGUGUUGUUUGCGAUUCUGUGUGGUGUUUUCGCGAGGAAAAAUGAUGAGAAAAAUGACGAAGUUCCGGAGAAUCAUGGUUCCAGUGGUUCGGUCGUUAUGGGGAAGAGUCAUGAAUCGAUUUCGCAUAAUUUGUUUGAAUUUUCGGAUCGGAAGAUCUAUGAUCCACCGAUUCAGUCCGGUUCAGUCCGGUUGAGGAGGAGCAGUAGCUCGUAUCCAGAUCUGAGGCAGGAGUCGUUGUGGGGCGCCGGCGAUGAUCGGCGGCGGUUCUUUGAUGAUUUUGAAGUGAAUAACUAUCGAUCUCCGGCGUCGUCGGAUUAUGUUCGUCGUCACCGGAGGAGCGAACUCGAGCGGGAUGAUUCUGAGGUGAAGGUCAUACCGGUUGAUACUUUCGCGGUUCGUUCUUCUCCCUCGCCUUCACCGGCGCCUCCUCGCACGCCCCCUCCACCACCACCUCCUCCGCCAAUUGUUCAGCGGAAACCUAGACGAAGUUAUGAAACUGUUGCGCGCAAAGAGAAGUUGAGUAACAGUGACGCUGAUCAAUUCAAGAAGAGCCGAUCUCCGCCUGCUCCACCUCCCCCCCCUCCCCCUCCCCUCCGCCUCCUCCGCCGCGAGUGCCAGGAGGUCAUCUUCCUGAGCAGAAGAGUAGAAAGAGUGGAAGAAAUGGGUGGUGCGACGAAGGAUAUAGCGACGGUUCUUGUUUCACUGUACAAUCAAACGAGGAAGAAGAAGAAGCAGAGAACAAAGAAUAUACACGAAAGCGCAGUACAAUCUCCUCCUUCAGCGACAACACCAAUUCCACCGCCUCCUCCACCACCUCCUCCGCCUCCGUCUAUGCUCCACAAUCUAUUCAGAAAAGGAAGCAAAAACAAGAGAAUCCAUUCCGUCUCAGCAGCACCACCACCUCCUCCGCCUCCGCCUCCUCCACGACCACCUCCACCACGAUCAUCGAAGCGGAAAACUCACAUUCCACCGGCGCCACCAACUCCACCGCCUCCUCCACCUCCCUACACCUCCCGCCGGAGAGCCGCCGGCAAGCCGCCACUGCCCGCUAGAAAGAGUUCUUUCUACGACAGGGACGACAAUGUGAACAGAGGCGGCCAGUCGCCUCUCAUUCCGAUGCCGCCCCCGCCCCCGCCACCACCUUUCCGGAUGCCGGAGCUGAAGUACGUCGUCCGGGGAGAUUUUGUUAGAAUAAGGAGCACUCAUAGCUCUCGGUGCAGCUCUCCGGAGCUGGAUGACGUUGAUCUCUCAUCAAACAAGAGCGCAAUGGACGGUGGAGAUGCGAUCGGGGCCACGUUCUGCCCAAGCCCAGACGUAAACGUCAAGGCGGAUACAUUCAUCGCACGACUCCGAGGCGAGUGGAGACUCGAGAAAAUCAAUUCAUUGAGGGAGAGAAAAAACGUGGGCCUUACCCCUGACCCAAGCCCAAACCCAACCCACACCUCAUAAUUGGCCCACAAUUUUUAAAAAAAUUUUUUGGGUUGAUUUGAUUUCUGCUCACGUACACAAACACCAAAAAAAAAAAAAAAAAAAAAAGGAAAGAAAAAUUAAUUUCUCUACAUAAUAGAGUAUAUAAAUAGUAUAUAUAAAUAUAAUAGAUAUUUAUCGGUGAAUAUGAUUUAGUGGGGAGUGGCUCUGACUGUGGUUUUUGUUCCCCUCUUGGAGACCACCUCGGUAGAUGAUGGGUGCAUUGAAUUUUUUUCAGAUUUGAAUGGCUUGGUGGUAUUGUAAGAUACUGAUGUUUGGAGUGUGGCAAAUAUAUUUGAUGUACUGGGGAUGGACUCUGAUUGUGGUUUUUGUUCCCCUCUUGGAGAACCCCCGAACAACCUGAUUUCAGAUUUCAAUGGUUUGAUGGUAUUAUAAAAUCUUUAGUCCCUGGAGUGCCUUUAAAUGUUUUUACUCCCUUCUA